Messenger RNA from Leptonychotes weddellii (Weddell seal), 1495 nucleotides. Lineage: Eukaryota; Metazoa; Chordata; Mammalia; Carnivora; Phocidae. The record is from RefSeq and is a predicted model, not a curated record.
AGGGUUUAAAAUACGGCAACAUCUAGCUGGAAGCCCAUUCAAAAUAAGGAACUUGGUGCAACGGUCAGGGUCCUUUGUUCCUUCCUCUCCCAGCUGCAUCUCUCAUGUUAUCUUGGUGAAGAGUCUUGGCCUGGCAAAGAAAGAGAUCAGGGACAAGAAGGUGGUGCCGAGAAACUUCCAUGAAACUCAGAAGUCACCGCCUGCCUAUCAGACUCGAAGAACCGGGAGAGAUGUAACCUGGGCAUACUUUCAGCUGUUCCCCUGCUGCCCACACUGCAGGUUUUUCAGGUCCUUGCUUGAGCGUGCACUCAUAGGCGUAAAUAAACGUGCUAUCAACAACCCGCGUCAGCCAACCCAGCUAUUUAAGUGGGCUGGCAUCAGCAGACUCGGCUUCCAAAUCCAGAGCUUGUCUUUGCCACUUCCACAGCUCUGGCCAGCAACUGAACUGUUCCGGCCUGACAGCGCCUUUUGGUGGCUGGCCCAGGAAAUGCAAGGCCCAAAACCUUUCCUAUCUCCUUCUUCCUUGGCCCUUGGGUAGAAGAAUGAGUAGCCGCCCGGAGACCAUGUCGGCGGACACCGCGAGCGGCCCCACCCAGGACCAGGUGGAGAUCCUGGAGUACAACUUCAACAAGGUCAACAAGCACCCGGACCCCACCACGCUGUGCCUCAUCGCGGCCGAGGCCGGCCUGUCCGAGGAGGAGACCCAGAAAUGGUUUAAGCAGCGUCUGGCUCAGUGGCGGCAGUCGGAAGGCCUACCCUCAGAGUGCAGAUCCGUGACAGACUGAGGAGAUGGUGGAUGCUGGCAGCUUCCCUCCAUGAAGACUGUCCGCCAUUUCUCUCCUCGGCUUAACCAAGCUUUUUGGUUUUUCAGUGUAGUGCUGUGUGUUUCAUUGUUAGCUGUCCUGCUAUUUAACACAAUGUUGUAUUUUUUUUAAUGUACAUAACCAGAAAAGAAAGUAACCCUAGGAAGCUAUAUGUGGCUUCUGUAUAAAGCAGUGGCUUGGCUGGGAAGUUUUGGGGCUUGCCUUUCCUUUUGGGUCUUGAUAAUAGAUGGUGUGAAAAUCAUCUAAGUUUGCUUUUGACCAUCACCUCCCAGUACCAGUUCAUUUUUACCAUCCAUUUCAGAGUGGCCAAGGCCUCUGUUGAAAAGAUAACACGAGGGGGAAGCAUUUCCUUCUGAUUCUACUUCCCUAAGUUGUUUUCCUUAUGUUGCAGUAAUACACUGAGAUUGAGUGAGAAUACAGAGGUAUAUUUGAGUCCAAUUUCAUAAAGCAGUUUCUUGGAUUAUUAGCUGCAUUCACUUGGAAAGAACCCAGUUAGGCUGGGAGACAGAAACUCCAACUGGCAGAAAACCAAGUAACUAAGAAAAAGAUCCACAGAAGUCUUCAAUUUACCUUAUUUAAAUGUAUUUGUUAAAUUUAUUUUACUAAACAAAAUGAACUGCUUUUUGUCUCUGAAAUGAUAUUCUAAAUAAAAACCUUUUUUGUUGAAAAUG